Molecule: messenger RNA, 2205 nt
Organism: Eruca vesicaria subsp. sativa (arugula)
Lineage: Eukaryota; Viridiplantae; Streptophyta; Magnoliopsida; Brassicales; Brassicaceae
Source: the annotation of a GenBank genome assembly
AUGUCAGACGCUCUUUCCGUGAUUCCGUCCGCCGUUCAUCGCAAUCUCUCCGAUAAACUCUACGAGAAGCGCAAAAAUGCUGCCCUUGAUCUUGAGAACGCAGUGAAGGCUUUAAUAACUGCCGGUGACCAUGACAAGAUCUCCAAAGUCAUCCACAUGUUGAUCAAGGAGUUUACUAAGUCCCCUCAAGCUAAUCAUCGCAAGGGUGGACUUAUUGGCUUAGCUGCUGUAACUGUUGGUUUGUCUUCAGAAGCUGCUCAAUAUCUUGAGCAAAUAGUGCCGCCUGUGAUUAACGCCUUUAAUGAUCAAGAUAGCCGAGUUCGCUACUAUGCAUGUGAAGCUCUCUAUAACAUUGCUAAGGUUGUUAGAGGGGAGUUCAUUUUUUUCUUCAAUGAUAUUUUCAAUGCUUUAUGCAAACUCUCAGCUGAUUCUGAUGCUAAUGUCCAAAGUGCUGCUCAUCUUUUAGAUCGCCUUGUUAAGGUAUGGAUAUUUUCUCUUUACAAGCGUGCUAUUGAGGAAUUCAUACCUCUGUUAAAAGAUCGCAUGAACGUUUUGAACCCUUAUGUUCGACAAUUUCUGGUAGGAUGGAUCACUGUUCUUGACAGUGUUCCCGACAUUGAUAUGCUUGGAUUUUUGCCGGACUUUCUUGAUGGGUUGUUUAAUAUGUUGAGCGAUUCUAAACAUGAAAUACGGCAGCAGGCUGAUUCGGCUCUCUCAGAGUUUCUUCAAGAGAUCAAAAAUUCACCAUCUGUAGAUUAUGGUCGCAUGGCUGAAAUACUGGUGCAGAGGGCUUCUUCUCCUGAUGAAUUCACUCGACUAACAGCCAUCACGUGGAUAAGCGAGUUUGUAAAACUAGGGGGUGACCAGCUGGUGCGUUACUAUGCUGAUAUUCUUGGAGCUAUCUUACCUUGCAUAUCUGACAAAGAAGAAAAAAUCAGAGUGGUUGCUCGUGAAACCAAUGAAGAACUUCGUUCUAUCCAUGUUGAACCCUCAGAUGGUUUUGAUGUUGGUGCAAUUCUCUCUGUAGCAAGAAGGCAGCUAUCAAGCGAUCAUGAGGCUACUCGAAUUGAAGCAUUGAAUUGGAUAUCAACACUUUUAAACAAGCAUCGUACUGAGGUUUUGUGCUUCCUGAAUGACAUAUUUGACACACUACUAAAAGCACUGUCUGAUUCUUCUGAUGACGUGGUGCUCUUGGUUCUGGAGGUUCAUGCUGGUGUAGCAAAAGAUCCACAGUACUUCCGCCAGCUCGUUGUCUUUCUAGUCCACAAUUUUCGAGCUGAUAAUUCUCUAUUGGAAAGGCGUGGUGCUCUUAUUGUCCGGAGAUUGUGUGUACUUUUGGAUGCUGAAAGAGUUUAUCGAGAGCUCUCAACUAUUCUUGAGGGAGAAGAUAAUCUCGACUUUGCUUCAACCAUGGUUCAGGCGUUGAAUUUGAUUUUGCUUACAUCCCCGGAGUUAUCAAAACUAAGAGAUCUUUUAAAAGGUUCACUCGUGAAUCGCGAAGGGAAAGAACUUUUUGUUGCCUUGUACGCAUCAUGGUGCCACUCACCUAUGGCAAUUAUAAGUCUCUGCUUAUUAGCUCAGGCUUACCAGCACGCGAGUGUCGUGAUUCAAUCAUUAGUAGAAGAAGACAUAAAUGUCAAAUUUCUCGUACAGCUCGAUAAAUUGAUCCGGCUUCUCGAAACUCCAAUCUUUACUUACCUUAGAUUGCAGCUUCUGGAACCAGGAAGAUACACAUGGUUGCUGAAAACACUUUAUGGUCUUCUAAUGUUACUUCCACAGCAAAGUGCGGCGUUUAAGAUACUUCGGACAAGGCUCAAAACUGUCCCAACAUACUCAUUCAGUGGCGGAGGCCAAAUAAGCAGAGCGUCUUCAGGAGUUCCUUUCUCGCAGUAUAUGCAUCACCGCGAGGAUGGUGACGCAGAAGACAAUAACGUCAACAGUUCUCAUCAAGGAAUCAAUUUUGCUGCACGGCUGCAACAGUUUGAGAACGUACAGAAUCAGCAUCGUGGCCAGGCAAGGAAUAAAGUGAACUACUCAUAUAACUCAUCAUCCUCUUCGACAUCAAAGGAGGUGAGGAGUUCUGAAGAACAACAGCAACAACAACAACAUAAACCGCCACCUUCCGCGGUAUCAUCAUCAAUUGCAGACACCAAUCGACCUCCAUCAAGAUCCUCAAGGAAAGGACCUGGUCAGUUACAGCUUUAA